AGGCGUCCAGCGAGCUCUCGCUGAGUAAACCGCUACGAAGGCCUGGAUGAACUUAUAAUGGGACUCAUCCAAACGCACCCAAUUUAGUAAUAUUUUACACUUUACGUGGAGCAGUUCGUCAUGUUUAGUUGAUUCAUGGGUAAUCAAGCCUAACUAGUUCUAUCCGUGAUCGAACAGAAAUUGAAUCCUCGCGUGUGAGAAAAUCAGUACAAUGUUAAUAAACAAAGAAACCUUUCCCUACAGAACGGGAUUAUCGCCGUUAUACUUUCUGCCGUCUCAGUCAGUGAACGUGACAAAUGAUCGGAUUGGAUACUUUCCAAUAACUCCUCCGUACCAUCAUCAGUACGAUUACGUACUCUCUCCAGGAGUAGGAGCAAUGCAGACUCCUACGAGAAAGACUUCAACGGGUUCCUCAUCCCCAGCAAGGACAUCAUCUGCUGCGUCAGCAUCGUCUUCCUCAUCCGGAAUGCUGGGAUCCAUCGACAAUGGCCAAUCGUUGUAUUUUUACAUGAAUGCAACUGGGAAGGAGGAAAUUACAUCAGUGCCAUUAUCGCCACCACACACUCCGCCACUCAUGUACCCUCCACCCAUUUCCGGCGAGGGUGACAGCAGCUUUCUAGCCGGAAAUGACACCAGCUCCCCAACCGAUGUGGUCACCGAUCGAUACGGAUUAUCGGACCUGGGCGUGGAUAACGGAGGCGCCAACUAUAAUUUUGGCGGUAGAAUUGCUGCUGGAAAUAGUCGGUGGAGUAAUAAUCGUAACAAUGACGAUGAUGGCCAUGCCAGUGACAGUAAUGAAGGGCGCUUAUUCCCGGCACGAAAUUCCGUUAUCAUGAAGGUGGAAAACCAGCAAGUGGUUCCGCUGCUCGACGAGGAGGGUUCUCAUGCGAUCGACCGGUUUGUGUGCAAAUGGGAAAACUGCUAUUGCGUGUUUUUCAAGCUGGAAGAUCUGGCUAGUCACGUCACGCAGAAGCAUGCCGUCGUUGGACUCGGCGGAUUGUAUUACUGCCGGUGGGAGAACUGUCUCCGGCAGGAUCGGGGCUUCAAUGCCCGCUACAAGAUGCUAGUGCACGUCCGGACGCACACCAAGGAAAAGCCCCAUCAAUGUGGAAAGUGCGGAAAAUGUUUUUCCCGGGCAGAGAACCUGAAAAUUCACCUUCGCUCCCACUCCGGCGAGAAACCGUAUGUUUGCCCAGUUGAGGGAUGCCUCAAGGCCUAUUCUAACUCCUCAGACCGAUUCAAGCACACGCGUACCCAUUCGAACGACAAGCCAUACGUGUGUAAGGUCCCUGGAUGUCUCAAGCGCUACACCGAUCCAUCAUCGUUGCGGAAGCACGUGAAAACCUUCAAACACAUCAACCUGCUAGUGUCAUUGGGAACCGAGUCUGCCGAGCCUGAUUUCCAUCUGCACCCUCAUCCAGCCAACUAUCCUGCGGUUCGAUACCGCAGCCCAUGCACCGGAAGCCCCGGCAAGAUGGCAAGCGAUAACUCAUAUACCGAUGACAGCCGAGCUUCUAACACGACCACCACAGCUAGCAGUCCAGAACUAGACGAUAGUGAAGAUAAUAAUGUGCUAAUUGAUGUCGUCAACGUCGACAAGUGUGAUGAAAAAUUAAUCUUCACUGACUACCAUUUCUACCCGAGCCGAAGGCCCACAGGGCCUGCUGAUGACUGGCCAUCGGGAUAUCGGGGCAGACCAUCACUGUCUUCUCCACCAGACAUAGCCGAUAGGUUCUUUGAGAAACCAAGUAGAGUGAAUGAUGGCGACCGAUACGAGAGGCAUUUUCUCUAUGAACCGGAACCGGAUUACCGCCAGCAGAUAGAAAGCAACAUCUCUAGGGGUUUAUUAAAGUCUGGAUCAACCUCCCUGGCUAGUCACAAAAAGGACGACAAUGACCGCUUGUUACCGAACGCAGUGGAAGAUGAUGAUUUGUGCAGUGCCAUUCGUCGAUUGAACAGCACUCGAAUGGCUGGUGUAGCCGCCAUGGAAGUGGAUAGACCAAUGGAUCUCAGUAUACAUCAUCGAUAACACCCGAGAGCUGUUUUGGCCUUGGAUUGAUAAUUUUGUGUUCUUUAUUGAUAUUUUUACAACCAAUUUUUUUUUAAUGAUUAUGGUUUGUUAGAACCAUAACUUUUUGUUUUGAUAACAAAUUGAGAUUACAAAUUCGCAGGGUGUGACGAUUUUUGCGUUUUUACUGGUGAUUAAAUACACAUAUUACACAAAAUGAA
Molecule: messenger RNA, 2229 nt
Organism: Aedes aegypti (yellow fever mosquito)
Lineage: Eukaryota; Metazoa; Arthropoda; Insecta; Diptera; Culicidae
Product: zinc finger protein GLI2
Exons: 3
Coding region: 212-2029 (605 amino acids)
Biological process (GO): smoothened signaling pathway; regulation of transcription by RNA polymerase II
Cellular component (GO): nucleus
Molecular function (GO): RNA polymerase II cis-regulatory region sequence-specific DNA binding; DNA-binding transcription factor activity, RNA polymerase II-specific
Source: RefSeq, a predicted model, not a curated record